AUGAUGUAAAGAUGGAACCGAGAGAGAUUUGAAGAUGCUGGCACUGAAGACUGGAGAGAUGUGGCCAUGAGCCAAGGAAUGCCAACAGCCACCCAAACCUAAAAGAGGCAAAAGAUGGAUUCCUUCCUAGAGCCUCUGGAGCGGGCACCGGACUGACCACACCUUGAUUUUGGUCCACUGAGACUGAUUUCAGACUUCUGUCCUCCAGAAUGUGUACUUGUUCUGAUGUUUCGCAUAAGGCUGAGCCUGUUGACAAAGCUACCAGUGCUUAGGGACCAGCUGUCACUAUAAGGAAUUUUGUCACCUAUCUUCCUCAAGAUUACAUGAUCAUUUACCCAGAAAAUCUAUAGGAGAGAAACUAUUGACACAAACAAGACAAUUUGUUUGAUGGUGACAGUGCCUACGUGGGGAUGAGUGACGGGAACCCAGAGCUGCUAUCGACCAGCCAGACCUACAGCAGCCAGAGCGAGAGCAACGAAGACUAUGAGAUCCCCCCGAUAACACCUCCCAACCUCCCUGAGCCAUCCCUCCUGCACCUGGGGGACCACGAAGCUGGCUACCACUCACUGUGCCACAGCCUCACGCCCAACGGACUGCUCCCUGCCUACUCCUACCAGGCCAUGGACCUCCCAGCCAUCAUGGUGUCCAACAUGCUGGCCCAGGACAGCCACCUGUUGUCUGGCCAGCUGCCCACGAUCCAGGAGAUGGUCCACUCGGAGGUCGCUGCCUAUGACUCCGGCCGGCCGGGGCCCCUGCUGGGCCGCCCUGCGAUGCUGGCCAGCCACAUGAGCGCCCUCAGCCAGUCCCAGCUCAUCUCUCAGAUGGGCAUCCGGAGUGGCAUCGCCCACAGCUCCCCGUCCCCCCCAGGGAGCAAGUCAGCCACGCCCUCCCCCUCCAGUUCAACUCAGGAGGAGGAAUCAGAAGCGCAUUUCAAGAUGUCGGGAGAGAAGAGACCUUCCACCGACCCAGGAAAAAAGACCAAGAACCCAAAGAAGAAGAAGAAGAAGGAUCCCAACGAGCCACAGAAGCCUGUGUCGGCCUAUGCGCUCUUCUUCAGAGACACUCAAGCUGCCAUCAAGGGACAGAACCCCAGUGCCACCUUCGGGGAUGUGUCCAAAAUCGUGGCCUCCAUGUGGGACAGCUUGGGAGAGGAGCAGAAGCAGGCUUACAAGAGAAAGACCGAAGCGGCAAAGAAGGAGUAUCUGAAGGCUCUGGCAGCCUACAGGGCGAGCCUUGUCUCCAAGAGCUCCCCAGAGCAGGGUGAGACCAAAGGCACGCAGGCGAACCCGCCAGCCAAAAUGCUGCCGCCCAAGCAGCCCAUGUAUGCCAUGCCAGGCCUGGCCUCCUUCCUGACGCCGUCGGACCUGCAGGCCUUCCGCAGCGGGGCGUCCCCCGCCAGCCUGGCCCGGACGCUGGGGUCCAAGACCCUGCUGCCAGGCCUCAGCGCAUCCCCGCCGCCGCCACCCUCCUUCCCACUCAGCCCCCCACUGCACCAGCAGCUGCCACUGCCGCCCCACGCCCAGGGCACCCUCCUCAGUCCACCUGUUAGCAUGUCUCCGGCCCCCCAGGCUCCGGUCUUGCCCACUCCCAUGGCACUGCAGGUGCAGCUGGCAAUGAGCCCCUCACCUCCAGGGCCACAGGACUUCCCUCACAUCUCCGAGUUCCCCAGCGGUUCGGGACCCCGCUCACCGGGUCCGUCCAACCCCCCGAGCAGCAGCGGCGACUGGGAGAGCAGUUACCCCAGCGCCGAGUGUGGCGUCAGCACGUGCAGCCUGCUCCCCAGGGAUAAAUCGCUCUACCUCACCUAAUCCCGCCUCCCCUCUCCUCCCUGAGGCUUGCUGGAGGGGCACUGCUCAGAGCCUGAAGGGCCCACAGCAGAAGGGAAGCCUGGGCAGGAAGCAGGAUGACCGGGAAGAGAGCAGUGACACAGCGACGACGCCCCAGGGCCGAGUCUCUUCCUCGACCUCCCACCAGACCCUGCAGAGGCGGUCCUCCGCCCACCGCCGCCCGCAGCACCUGUGGGCACCUUCUGCCCCCGGUCCGCCUGCUCCGGGGCUGCCGUGGACCCCGCCCCCUGCCCUGCACACCGUCCUCUGUGUCUGGACCUCCGGCCCGGCCCAGGCUCCCCGGCGACUGCCCUCCGACCGAAACCCACCCCCAGAUGCAUGGACCCGGGCUGUCUGGCCGAGGACGUGCAAACGCGCUUUUAUGGUGUGAACAAAGAUUACCGAACCUCUGAACUGUUGGUUCCAUGUAAGUAGUUGACUAAGUGUUUUAGACCCGGGCUGAAGACAUCGAUAAGAUGAUUUUGUGGGGAAGGGGAGUAGUUUCCUUUAAGGGGAAGAGCAUUUUAUAUGACCCCUUAGCACAUUUUUUUUUCUUUUUUUGCAUUUUCUCUUGAGGGAGACGUGCACAAAAGCAGCCGCCACACUGUUCCCCACCCCCGCAACCCCCUGUGGCCAGAGCCAGACCCCUGCCCCGUGAGGCCAGAGCCUGACCGCUUAGAGCCCACACUUGGAGACGUUGCGCUUUUUUUUUUUUUUUAACCCUGUAUCCGUCUAUUUAAAAUUGCCAACACGACUUUCAUCUAUUUAUGAAGCAAAGUUGAGAACAGAAAUGCAGUUUAUCAUAACGUGUGUGUGAUUUUCGGGUUUGCUUUGGGCUUUGGUUCUUGAAGUUGUUUGCAGCGGUUUCCUGGCCCUGGCCAGUGUCCGUCCUGGUGCCCAGUGCUUCUCUCGGUUUCUUUAUAAUAAAACUUCUGAAAAGUUGAAAACCCGUC
This is a messenger RNA of Lutra lutra (Eurasian river otter), 2779 nucleotides long. It is a transcript of the gene TOX2, whose product is annotated as TOX high mobility group box family member 2. Gene Ontology annotation, cellular component: nucleus. Gene Ontology annotation, biological process: regulation of transcription by RNA polymerase II. The coding region runs from base 411 to 1808 and encodes 465 amino acids. The record is from RefSeq and is a predicted model, not a curated record. The transcript is spliced from 11 exons. NCBI's taxonomy places the organism in Eukaryota, Metazoa, Chordata, Mammalia, Carnivora, Mustelidae. Gene Ontology annotation, molecular function: chromatin DNA binding.